CUGGGAGCGCGGGAGGUGGAGCUGGCCCCGGCGGUCGGUCUGCGUCUUAACCCAGCGCCCCCUCCCCGGACGCAGCCCGAGGCGGACCCAAGCCCCUGCCCAUGCGGGGCGCCCACGGCUCGGAAGAGUCCCCGCUUCAGGGAACAGCUCCAGGCAGCCGCGCCGGAGUCAGAGGAAGGAGGGAGAGUGCUCAGCUUGGGCGGCCCGGAUCCUUCCCACAGCCCUUGGGGCCUGGGGCCGCCCUGAAGUGGACGCUUGGCACCGCGGUCCGGACCAGGGCAGCGCCUGCUGGGACCUCGACUUGGACCCCUUGCGCCUCCUAGGCGGCGCCGCCGCCGCGCCACCCAGCUCUUCCUCGGUCUCUCUCUGCCUGGCGGUCGUCACGGCCAAGGAUUUUGGCGGAGAGGGAGCGAGUGUGGGCACACCCUCUGCUGCCUGGGUCGGGAGCCCUGGAGACGCUGAAAGUGGAAGACCCUAAGACUCCUGCCUCCAGGACCCGUCCCACGGCUUGCCCGGCUUCUAGGCACACAGGCUGCUAACAGAGCGAGCAAGCGGAGUUUCUCGUUAGCACCAGAAAGUAUUAUGAGGGAGGCCGAGGACUCCAUGCUCCUGGCAGAGAAACGGCGCUGGGAUUAGGGAUUGCCACCUCCGAGAGGAUGCUGGGAAUCUGCAGAGGGAGACGGAAAUUCCUGGCUGCCUCGUUGACUCUUCUCUGCAUCCCAGCCGUCACCUGGCUUUACCUGUUUGCAGGGAACUUCGAAGAUGGGAAGCCCGUGUCCCUGUCUCCGCUGGAGUCCCAGCCACACAGCCCCCGGUACACCGCCUCCAGCCAGCGGGAGCGCGAGAGCCUGGAGGUGCGCGUGCGCGAGGUGGAGGAGGAGAACCGCGCGCUGCGCCGGCAGCUCAGCCUGGCCCAGGGCCGGGCGCCCGCGCCGCGCCGCGGCAACCACUCCAAGACCUACUCCAUGGAGGAGGGCACUGGGGACAGCGAGAACCUGCGCGCCGGCAUCGUGGCGGGCAACAGCUCCGAGUGUGGACAGCAGCCAGCUGUGGAGAAGUGUGAGACAAUCCACGUUGCUAUUGUCUGUGCCGGAUAUAAUGCCAGCCGGGAUGUUGUCACCUUGGUCAAGUCUGUCCUGUUUCACAGGCGGAACCCUCUGCACUUCCACCUGAUCGCCGACUCCAUCGCGGAGCAGAUCCUGGCAACUCUCUUCCAGACCUGGAUGGUGCCUGCCGUGCGCGUCGACUUCUACAACGCGGAUGAGCUCAAGUCUGAAGUUUCCUGGAUCCCCAACAAACAUUACUCUGGGAUUUACGGUCUGAUGAAGCUCGUCCUCACCAAGACUCUUCCUGCCAACCUGGAGAGGGUCAUCGUCCUUGACACGGAUAUCACCUUUGCAACCGACAUUGCGGAGCUGUGGGCCGUGUUCCACAAGUUCAAAGGUCAGCAGGUCCUGGGCUUGGUAGAGAAUCAGAGCGACUGGUACCUUGGAAACCUGUGGAAGAAUCACCGCCCUUGGCCUGCCCUUGGGAGGGGCUACAACACAGGGGUGAUCCUGCUGCUUCUGGACAAGCUGCGGAAGAUGAAAUGGGAACAGAUGUGGAGGCUGACCGCAGAGAGGGAACUGAUGGGCAUGCUCUCCACGUCCUUAGCUGACCAGGAUAUUUUCAACGCCGUCAUCAAACAGAAUCCCUUCCUCGUGUACCAGCUUCCCUGCUUCUGGAACGUGCAGCUGUCGGACCACACCCGCUCUGAGCAGUGCUACAGAGACGUGUCUGAUCUAAAGGUCAUUCACUGGAACUCCCCCAAGAAGCUGCGGGUGAAGAACAAGCACGUGGAGUUCUUCCGCAACCUCUACCUGACCUUCCUGGAGUACGACGGGAACCUCCUGAGGCGGGAACUGUUCGGCUGCCCGAGUGAAGCCGACGUCAACAGUGAAAACCUCCAGAAGCAGCUCUCCGAGCUGGAUGAGGACGACCUGUGUUACGAGUUCCGGCGAGAGCGUUUCACUGUCCACCGGACCCACCUGUACUUCCUGCACUAUGAGUACGAGCCUGCUUCGGACAACACGGAUGUCACCCUGGUCGCUCAGCUCUCCAUGGACAGGCUCCAGAUGCUGGAGGCCAUCUGCAAGCACUGGGAGGGGCCCGUCAGCCUGGCCCUCUACCUGUCGGACGCCGAGGCCCAGCAGUUCCUCCGCUACGCCCAGGGCUCCGAGGUGCUCAUGAGCCGCCACAACGUGGCCUACCACGUCGUGUACAAGGAAGGCCAGUUCUACCCCGUGAACCUGCUGCGUAACGUGGCCAUGAAGCACGUUGGCACGCCCUACAUGUUCCUGUCCGACAUCGACUUCCUGCCCAUGUACGGGCUCUAUGAGUACCUCAGGAAGUCUGUCAUCCAGCUCGACCUCGCCAACACCAAGAAAGCGAUGAUCGUCCCUGCAUUCGAGACGCUGCGCUACCGGCUCUCAUUCCCCAAGUCGAAAGCGGAGUUGCUGUCAAUGCUGGACAUGGGGACUCUCUUCACAUUCAGGUACCAUGUCUGGACAAAAGGCCACGCGCCCACAAACUUCGCCAAGUGGCGGACCGCCACCACGCCUUACCGGGUUGAAUGGGAGGCCGAUUUUGAGCCGUACGUUGUCGUGAGACGGGACUGCCCUGAGUAUGACCGGAGGUUUGUGGGCUUUGGUUGGAACAAGGUGGCUCAUAUCAUGGAACUAGAUGCGCAGGAAUAUGAAUUCAUCGUGCUGCCCAACGCCUACAUGAUCCACAUGCCUCACGCCCCCAGCUUUGACAUCACCAAGUUCCGGUCCAACAAGCAAUACCGCAUCUGUCUCAAAACCCUAAAAGAAGAGUUUCAAAAAAAUUCCCGCCGCUAUGGCUUUGCUGCCCUCAAAUAUCUCACGGCCGAGAACAACAGCUAGCACCAAGAAGCCACCACUAGGGAGAGACAUUCUUCAGGGGGAGAGCCACUUGCUGUUUGGGGCCCAGCCUUCAAACUCAAAACUGAGCAGUGCUUUUUUUUUUUUUUUUUUGGUUUCUUUUUAUUUCUCCCUUUGGCCCAACAAAGCUGCCCACACUAGAGAUCUGAGACAAGGAUUAAGUCACAUCCUCUGCGCCCCACGACCCGGCAUUUCUAGAAUGUGGAAAAAUAGCUCAUCCACACAGAAUCUGAAAGAAUGGGACAUGGAGGGUGAGAGGGAGCAAUGGGGUUACCCUACCACAAAGCCGCAAAACUAAGCAGGUCUUUAGGAUGUUCUCGUUGCUUUUUAAGAGAGAGAAGUCAGGGUGUCGGGGGUCAGCCAUCCCAGGAAAUAAAAGCAAAAAUGUGUCUUCAUUCAAAGGAAACUUUCUUCUUUGCCCCAGCAUCUAGCUGGCUAUCCAAGGGGAGGGCAAACCAAUGAUCAGAACCAACCAUUUGGAAAAACCCAGUGGGGGAUGUUGUACCUGGUAGGGCCUGGUGGUGGGGUUGGUUGGUUCUUUAUCCUCAAGGUCGCACUUGUUUUGAUUUUCGUUUAUUCGGGGGGAUUUUGUUUGUUUGUUUUUGGUCUGGGAAUCCAAAAUAGAAAAUCUGAUCUUUUAAGGCUCUGAAGGAAAAACCAACUGCCUCAACCAACGCCCGUCUAUCAGCAGUGGCCCAGCAAGGAGGAAGAGGCUUCAGCCAGUGGUUAAACAUGGGCAGCCUUCGUCAGGAUUAUCACCGAGGCCCCCAUGACCUUGAAUUCCUUCCUCCCCAGAAUCCAGGGGCUAAGAUGGAAAUACGAAAACCGAUUGUCUCACCACCGGUCACAUUUUCUAUUGGCAAUGACUGAUUCGUGGGGAAAGGGCUUCGAAGGGGCUGUUUGAGCGCACAUGAAAGGUAUGAACCUCUCAGGCCUUUAGAAGAACUUUCGCAAUUCAGGCGAGCCCAGUUCCGAAGAUUCACCCAUCCAUUUGGAGCCCGUCGCGAAGAAGGUGUUAGGUUCUUCUGUGUUCGUGCCUGCUUUCCUACGGCUGGGUCGAGGUCACAACCUCAGGCUCCAUUUGGAACCAGUACAGAGGGUAGGCAAGCACCUUCACUGUUACACAGAUUGAGGAGACACUGGACUUUCUACCCAUUUUCUUGAAUCUUCAAUAUUAAUGUUGUGUUUACAUUGAUGAGAAUAAGAGUCAGUGCCCUACUCUGCUGGGCUGUUUGUAUUGAGUUGCAAUGUGACCAGCGAACGCUGCAUUCAAUAAACGGAAGUAUGGACUGUUUCUUCCCCACUCCCCUCCCACUCUUGUAAGAAAUCUGCUGAGGCACACUUCCGUGUAGAGAGCAGAAUUGAUAAAUGGCAACUUUACA
Messenger RNA from Pteropus alecto (black flying fox), 4324 nucleotides. It is a transcript of the gene LARGE1, whose product is annotated as LARGE xylosyl- and glucuronyltransferase 1. The record is from RefSeq and is a predicted model, not a curated record. Gene Ontology annotation, biological process: protein O-linked glycosylation via mannose. The coding region runs from base 657 to 2924 and encodes 755 amino acids. The transcript is spliced from 16 exons. Gene Ontology annotation, molecular function: glucuronosyltransferase activity; xylosyltransferase activity. NCBI's taxonomy places the organism in Eukaryota, Metazoa, Chordata, Mammalia, Chiroptera, Pteropodidae.